CAACAAUUGCGAUGGACAUAUCGCAAAGAUUAGUUAAUUUUCGAUAAUUAUGGCUAGUUCUACAUUUUCUGUGCCUUGUAUUCACAUUCUGAACGUCUGAACAUUAUUUUACCAAUCUGUCUUGCUGCCGAAGCCUGCCCCCUACCAGUUUAGGUGUGUGGUGUUUUAGGUGUUGAGGCGGGAGCUAGAAGUCGUGAUGGCUGAAGGUAGUGAGUCGAGCGUACACUUGGGUGAAGAGGAAUUGGUGGCUAAAAGAAAAAGCACGUCUUUUAUAUGAAAAUAUUUUGGUUUUAGGAAGGAUGACUCGUUACAAACACGGGUACUUUGCAAGACUUUGCAAGCAGUGGUUGCAACUUGCCGAGGCAACACAACCAAUCUCCACAGCCACCUGCAACACAAUCAUAAAGAUCAGUAUGAAUAGGUCCAAAAAGCUAGCUUAAGCAGAAAAGCCGCUAAUGUUAUGCCAAGUCCAGCGGCGUCUAGCAGUAACAUUAAAGUGACUUCAAUUUAGCAGAGUUUUGAGAGUGUAACUCCUUAUGUGAAAUCAUCAAAGCGCUACAAAGGUAUAACGGCGGCCAUCGCACGGUUUUUGGCUAAAGACAUGAUGUCUAUGAAUACCGUAAACAGAGCUUUGUGGAGAUGAUUGAGCAACUUGACCGAAGGUAUCAAAUUCCAUCACGGAACUAUUUUUCUCAUGUCGCCAUUCCCCAAAUGUAUGACGCAUGUCGGAAAACAGUUAACCUCGAACUUGGUGGAGCUGACUACUAUGCAAGUACAACAGACCUUUGGUCAAGUCGUACAACACAGCCCUACAUGAAUUUCACCGUGCAUUUCCUCACUGAAGAUUUUGAAUUGAAAACACGGUGUCUAGAGACUGUAUACUUCCCCGAAUCGCACACUGGUGAAAAUAUAGCGUUUGGAUUACGUGAAGUAUUGGCCAGUUGGAAUUUACAGGAAGACCAGCAAGUGUGCAUAACCACGGAUACCGGCGCCAACGUCGUGAAGGCAACUCAAUUGAACAGCUGGGUCAGACUUCAGUGUUUUGGCCACAGGCUGCACCUUGCCAUCGAAAAUGCUCUUAAACAUGAUGGCCGCAUUUCUCGAGCAACUGGACUUUGCAGGAAGUUGGUGGGACAUUUCUCCCAUAGCUGGAAAGAGAAAAUGGCGCUAAAAAAGGCACAGCAGGAGCAUAACCUCCCAGAACACUCACUCGUUACAGAAUGCCAAACAAGGUGGGGAUCCAGGCAAAAAAUGAUAGAGAGAGUCCUUGAGCAGCACCGGGCUUUAUCUGAUGUCCUGUCAGAAGACAGAAAAUCAGGGCAUUUGGUACCUACCUGGCAGGACCUGGAUGUGCUUGAGUCUGUAAACCAGGCAUUACAGCCUCUGCAAGAAUUUACUGAUGCACUCUCAGGUGAGAGUUACGUAAGUGUUUCAUAUGUGAAACCAGUUCUUCAUCUGAUGAAGACAUCAGUUCUUGCAGAGAAGGAAGACGACUCUGACUUCACAAAAUCCAUUAAGAUGAAAAUUCUAAACUACAUGAGCUGUAAAUAUGAUUACUCUGCAACCCAAGAACUUCUGGACAUGGCAUGCUUCGUGGACCCCAGAUUCAAAGCAAGCUACAUUAACAGUGACAAGGUUGCAGACAUUGAGACCAGAGUGAUGUCAGAAAUGGAAGCAACCGCAUGGAAGGAGAGACGUCCUGCUGACAGUGGGGCCCAGAGUGUGGAUCCACCUAGCACCACUUUGAAGAAAGCAAGAAAAUCACUGGGCAGUUUCUUCAAGACGGCCCCAAUCCCUGUUUCACCUUCUGUGCAAUUGGAACGAGCUGUAGAAGCUGAACUGAACAGCUACUUGCUGUCGCCUACCAUAGAUAGUGAGGCAGACCCUCUGGCCUGGUGGAGACUCCACGGGGUUCACUUCCCACAGCUCAGUAAACUAGCUAGAAAGUAUCUCUGUAUACCUGCAAGUAGUUCACCUUCAGAGAGACUUUUUAGUACAUCAGGGAAUGUUGUGACAUGCCAACGCACAUGCUUAAAACCUAGCAAAGUAAACAUGCUUGUUUUCUUAGCCAAAAACUUGCCAUAAAGCAUCCUCACACAUGUGUACACACACACGCACACACACACACACACUUUAACGUUGCACUGCAUUGCCUUGAUGAUGCCAAUGAUGGUCAUCACACAGUGUUUGUUCUUGACCAUGUGUAUUUUAGUUUAACUACAUUGUUGCACUUUAUUCCUUGUGCCUUUUUGGCCAAGAACUCCCCAUUAUUGUUUUAUUAUUGUUAUGUUCUGUUGUUUUUCCUGUCGUCAUGUAAGCCACCAGACCCCAUUCUGCAACACGUUCUUGACUCAACAAAUUAGUGGUCAGAAAAAAGUUACCAUUUUAAGUUGGCAUGCAGUUAAAUAAUUAUGUUUACAUUUAUUUUAAAUAAUUUUUGAAUGUUUUAAG
This is a messenger RNA of Alosa alosa (allis shad), 2451 nucleotides long. Its product is annotated as E3 SUMO-protein ligase ZBED1. NCBI's taxonomy places the organism in Eukaryota, Metazoa, Chordata, Actinopteri, Clupeiformes, Clupeidae. Gene Ontology annotation, molecular function: protein dimerization activity. Bases 640 to 2085 code for a protein of 481 amino acids. The transcript is spliced from 3 exons. The record is from RefSeq and is a predicted model, not a curated record.